Messenger RNA from Ceraceosorus bombacis, 1902 nucleotides. Lineage: Eukaryota; Fungi; Basidiomycota; Exobasidiomycetes; Ceraceosorales; Ceraceosoraceae. The record is from the annotation of a GenBank genome assembly.
AUGGUGUCCACACCGGCGUCAUCACCUUUCGCCCGAGCGAGCGCGCUGCUCAAGAGUGGAAAACCUACCGCGUUCACAAGCUCGGACAGCGUCUUGGUCUCAUCAUCGCAAGCCACUCCCAUCCUCCUCUCCUUGCUCAUCGUUGCCACCUCUUACCUGGCCUGGCAGCUCUUCGCACCGGUGAAGAACGCUCGCAUAAAAGGUUCAAGCAUCCGAACCUUGGCAGCCUCCAUUCCGCGUCUAGGGCAAGUGGCCUUUUACAAAACGCGAGAGUCUUUUCUGUACAGGGUGCUCGGUAGGCCCGAAGAGGCUCUCGAUGCGCAAGCCUAUCACCCUUCGGCAGUGAGAUUCAACGUCGGUCAACACAACAUCAUCGUCAGUGGAGACCACCAGGACGCAUCGACUUUCUUCAACACUCGAGCUCUGAGCUUCACAAAAGGUUACUCUGUCCUCUUUGGCGGCACUCCCAAGGACCCCGACACCGAGCCGGAAGUUGCAGCUAGAAACAGAGCUCAAGAUGACAAGUACAUGGUCUUUUUUGACAAGAAUCUCAAGCAGGCCAUCAGAGGCGAGAGGCUAGCUGAUCUGACGCCCGACAUGGUCGAGGACUGCUUGAAAGACUACGAGCACUUUUUCGCCAACAAUACGGGCAACGGCAAGCUGGACCCGCACAUGGAUGUCUAUCCCUUGAUUUUCCAACUGAGCGUGCGCACUGUCGGGCUCGCAGAGCACGCAAGCAAUGCAGCGGCAGCUAGGGAGAUGUACGAUGCCUACUGGUCUAUUGAGAGGGAAACCAAUUACUGGUCGACGCUCUGGCCCAAUUUGCCCCUGCGUUCCAACCACAAGCGCAAAGAAAACUCCAAGAAGCUCUUCACGAUGAUUCAUGAAGCCAUCACCAAGAGAAUCGAGGACAAGAGAUCUGAAGACGAUCAGGUUCAGCGUAUGAUUGAUGAUGAGACCUCAACGAUCGACAUUGUCAGGUGGUGUGUGGGCAGCCUGUUCGCAGCGUAAGUUGAUGGAAUAACCGCUGGAGCCUGCUAUGUCCUCGCCAGAGCUCACGAGAUUUCCGCCCUGCACUCUCCGAUCGCAGCGUGGUAAACUCAUCGAGCAUGUCGGCAUGGCUGCUGAUCUUUGUUGGAGCUCAACCCGAGCUGCGCCAAAGAGUCAAGCAAGAGAUUGUAGAGACUUUGAGAAAAGGCGCAGAGGAGCGCGGGGACGACUACGAGUCAUUGCCCACAUUGGAGGCACUUCGUCGUGUGCCGCUGGAACAAUGGGAAGGCACAGCCAGCAGCGUAGCAGAUCGCAAGAAUGGAAGCGGCGCAUUCCCUCUUCUGCACGCUUGUCUGAAGGAGACCAUGAGGCACGUCCUAAGAGGAACCUUUUUCCGCUACUUUGCCGGACAAAACGAGUCGGACAAGUUUGCCAACUCCAAAGUGCAGAUUGGCGGCCACGACGUCAAUUCGGGAGACUUUUUGGCUUAUUGGAUUGCUGGGACUCAUCAGAAUUCUAGAAUUUACCGCGAUCCUCAACGCUUUGAUCCGGAUCGAUUUGCCAUCAGGAAGGAAGGGAAUGGUCCGCUCGAGUUCAUCGGCUGGGGUGCUAGGUGAGCUUGACGUGAUUUGUGUGCGCGUCUGUGCGAGGGCUAUGCCUCUGACUCUUGCGUCCCGCUCUCUUCUCGAUUUUCCCAGUCACCACGUGUGCGGGGGUCGCAGAUUUGCCCAGCUAGAAAUCAUCAUUGUCGUAGCGACCUUUUUGAUGUGCUUCGACUACGAGACGGUGGACCUGCAGGGCAGGCCUUACUCCGCAGAGACUUGCCCCUCGGCGGACACGGACAAUAAUUGGAGAGGACCCAGCAAGCCAGUCCGACUGUCGUACCGUCGUGCGGCCGACUUCAAGGCCUGA